Molecule: messenger RNA, 1909 nt
Organism: Oncorhynchus keta (chum salmon)
Lineage: Eukaryota; Metazoa; Chordata; Actinopteri; Salmoniformes; Salmonidae
Product: N-alpha-acetyltransferase 40-like
Exons: 6
Coding region: 191-592 (133 amino acids)
Cellular component (GO): nucleus
Molecular function (GO): protein N-terminal-serine acetyltransferase activity; histone H2A acetyltransferase activity; histone H4 acetyltransferase activity
Source: RefSeq, a predicted model, not a curated record
CGGAUCCGGUCGAGCCUCACUAGCCAGAUGAAGCUAUCUGGCUGCUUAUAACUUGGAUGACCCUCUGGCUGCUUUCCCCAUCUUUAAAAAGUAUGACAGAAACGGGUUGAAUCUCCAGGUAGAGUGUAAGAGAGUGUCCACCCUCAACCCUAUCACUGUGGAGUGGGCCUAUGAACUAACCAGGACCAACAUGCAAACACUGUACAAGCAGAGUGAGUGGGGAUGGAAGGAGAGAGAAAAGCGGGAUGAGAUGGAUGACGAGAGGGCGUGGUAUCUCCUGGUCAGAGACACAGACUCCUCCCCCGUGGCCUUCUCUCACUUCCGAUUCGACGUCGAGUGCGGAGAGGAGGUGCUAUACUGUUAUGAGGUCCAGUUGGAAAGCAGAGUAAGGAGGAAAGGACUGGGCAAGUUCCUCAUCCAGAUACUACAGCUCAUUGCCAACAGGUUUGAGAUCGAUGACACCUCCCCUAGUAUGUCUGGUUGCUGCAGUGACGACUGCACCUAUGAGAUCCUGUCGCGGCAGACCAAACACGCAGAGGCCUCGGGUCACAGCCAUGGGGGAGGGGGGCACUGUGGGGGCUGCUGCCACUGAGGGACAUGCCUACUUCCAGUUCGUGUUUCACCACGUCCUGGUCCCAUGCUCUAAAACCUAUCCCACUUUCCUAAUCAUGAGUCUUUACCGUUCCCCCCCAACGCCCAAUUGUACACCCCCCUUUAAGCCCCAAAAUUGACAGACUCCCGACCCCCUCUUUUCUGUCCUGUAUCGCACCCCCCCACUUCCCUCUCCCCUCCAUAUUCCACCUCUUUCUUUUCCAUUCUAUUUCAGUCUUUGACAAGUUAGGAAUCUGCUUGUGCCCCGUCUGUCCACCCCUCCUUCUCUUCAACUGCUUUCUUAACAGUCCCAAGGCUCCAUCUCAAUAAUCCUAACGUGCGUACUAUUAUGGAUAGAGCAGUGUAUUGGCCAAGCAUUCUGAAUGGUGGAUGUUGGGACAAGAGCCGUACAAAUGUAUUUCUUAGUUUGAUGAGGUAUUCCAAUUUUAGAAUAAGGCUGUAACGUUAGAAAAUGUGGAAAAAGUCAACUUUCCGAAUGCACUGAAGAUGAGCUGUUUUAUGUACGAUCUCUCAUUUUUUUCCCUCUACUUUCCAACCCGAUAAUAUCCUAUAUCUUUGUCGGGUUUAAAUCCCAACUGACACUCUUCGUUUUUCUUAGCAAGCAUGUUAUGGUCCAAUAGUUUGUGGUAAGAAGACAAAUCACUCCUAAUCACAGAUUUCCUUAACCCAUAAACAAUAUGGGCCUGUUUUCCAGACACAGAUUAGCCUAAAAACUAGUCCAGGAUUAAAAAACUAUUUUAAUUGCGAUUACACAUGGAGUAUUUUUGUCUGGUAAACAGGCACAUGGUGGGUAAAAAUGGAGACCUAUGUCGAUAGGUAUCCUCUACCUGGAUUGGUGGCUUGGUUGGGUUUGUGUUGUGGUGGGGAACAGUUUUGUUUCAAUUUAAAAUAUUUUCUUUUAGGGAAGAAAUGUUAAAUUUUUGUUUUUAUUAACAUCAGACACAUUAUUUUAUUAAGACGUGUUGGAUAUCCUCACCUCAUCCUCAUGUUCAACUAGUUUUUAAAUGUGUGUCUGUCAAUCCCUCUACCCUUGUCUCGGCCUCUCUUUCUCUUUCUCUGUAUAUAUAAUCUGUUAAAUUCAUUGGAUUUGUUUUUUUAAUUUGCCUUUUACAGGUAAAACACUUGUUUUCAGUUUAAAAAUGACAUUUAAACUCAAUGUUUGAUAACGAGUGGUCCUGUCUUGUGAUUGAUUGAAUAUUAACUGACAAAGAUGAAAGGGAAAAAACUAGACUGUCAUUUCUGCCUUGUCUGUAUUUUAUUUGUAUGAUACAAAUAAAGGAAACUUGUUUGACUUCUA